GCUGUUCUGUGCAAUUAUUGUUAUUUUGUUCCUACCUGUGGAAGGGGCGAAGAAAAAUGUUUUGUUUAUAAUAUCCGAUGAUUUUAGACCACAGCUCGAUGCUUAUAAGGAAUUCAAUCUUGGACCGUCAUACACACCAAAUCUCGACGAUCUAGCAGAUAAGAGUUUGUUGAUGAAAAGAGCUUAUGUACAAUGCGCCCUUUGUUCACCGAGUAGGACUUCUUUUCUGACAGGACGCAGACCCGAUACAACCCGCGUUUACGAUCUGAAGCAUUAUUUCCGAGAUGUCGGAGGCAACUUUACAACCAUACCUCAGUUUUUUAAAAGUCAUGGAUACAGAAGUGUGGGUAUGGGUAAAAUUUUUCACCCAGGUGUCGUGGCGUCCAACAAUGAAGAUCCUCCGUCCUGGAAUAAAUUUUACUACCUAGAGGAAGAUCCGGAUUUGAGUGUAAGUUGGAGGGCUGUUUCAAAAGCCGAGCGACUGAAAGAUCCAUUAAUUGAUGAACUGGUCGUAGCUCAAGCUAAGAAAUCGCUACACAAUCUCGCCAGCGGAAGACACCCAUUCUUCUUGGCCAUUGGGUUCCGCAGGCCCCACUUGCCAUUUGUCUUCCCAGAAGAAUACUUAGCAGAUUAUCCUACAACUCAAAUUCAGAUUCCUGGUAAUGAUUACGCCCCUAUUGAUAUGCCGGCAAUCGCUUGGAGUAAGUACGAGGAGCUUAGAAGUUACCAUGAUAUCGGGGCUUUGAACGUCACUGGAAAUCUUAACACGACCUUGCCUGAUCAAAUAGUCAAAGAUUUAAGACGAGCAUACUUCAGUUCUGUCACGUUUGUUGAUGCUAUGGUGGGCGAAGUUUUAGCGGAAGUAGAGAAACUAAAUUUAAUGGACGAUACAAUCAUAUCAUUUAUUGGCGAUCACGGAUUUUCUUUAGGUGAGCACGGGCUGUGGGCUAAAAAUACUAAUUUUGAAGAUGCUGUACAUGCGCCAAUGAUGAUUCGAGUGCCUGGUUUAACAGAUCAUGGGGCCAUCACAUAUAAAUUAGUAGAAUUCGUUGAUCUGUUUCCCACAAUCGUAGAGGCCGCUGGUUUUCCACAACUUCAUCAAUGUCCAGAAAGAUCAUCACAGGUUUAUCUUUGUACAGAAGGGAAAAGUAUGGUCCCUCUGAUGACAGAUCCUGAUGCACAGUGGAAAUCGGCUGUCUUUUCACAAUACGAACGGCCUGGUAAUGUAAUGGGAUAUUCAGUGAAAACGGAUAGGUAUCGCUAUACUGAAUGGGUUCGGUUAUCUGAAAGAACGAAUUAUAAUUCAGAUAUGGCUGAUGGACAUGUAGUAGGCCGAGAACUGUAUGAUCACGAAAAUGACUACCAGGAGAAUGUAAACCUGGCCGAUCACCACGACAAAGUCAGCAUUGUCGCAUCAUUGAAGCAAACCUUACAUGAUGGAUGGAGGCCAAUUCAUACGGAUUUGAUUGGAAAAUAAGACAUUAAAAUAAUA
This is a messenger RNA of Patella vulgata (common limpet), 1492 nucleotides long. Its product is annotated as iduronate 2-sulfatase. Gene Ontology annotation, molecular function: iduronate-2-sulfatase activity. NCBI's taxonomy places the organism in Eukaryota, Metazoa, Mollusca, Gastropoda, Patellidae. The record is from RefSeq and is a predicted model, not a curated record. The transcript has a single exon. Bases 173 to 1477 code for a protein of 434 amino acids.